AUGCUGGAAGGCACUCCACCCAUUGAAGCUUGGUUAAACAACUCACCUACACCUUUGGAGGGUGGGCCAGUGGUGAAAGGACUUCAAUUCGUUCAGACGGGAAACUAUACAAUUCUGGCAAAAAGUGAUGCAGGAAAUAGCUCCAAAAAGGUUGACGUUAACGUUAUGGGUAAGGUUUUUGUCUCAAAGUUAACAUGGCAAUAUGUCGAACCAUAUUUCAAUACCAAACUAUGAUAACUGAUAUUUUUUGCUCAUAUUCAAGUGUCUUUCCCAAUGAAACGAUUCAACCGUGUUGCUUUUGAACGCACUGGUGGUGUAUUUUUUAAUAUAGUAGUUGUGCAAGUUUAUAGUGUAACUUUAUGAACACAUUUGGUUUAGAAAUCUACCGUUGCAGUUGUCUCAUCCGCUUUUCACUUGUCAUCUGUUACCUGAGAAAAGAUGCAUUGAUUUCGCAGAUUGCAGGCAUUUAUGUCAAAGCAAGGGUCUUUUAAAUGGUUCUGGGCAAGUAACAAACCAUCAUACCUGCAGUGGAGGCAAUGUUACAUAUAUUUGGAAGUGUAUACCAACAACAACUACUAAUUUGUAAGUGAAUUUCCUGGCUCAAGGACUCUUUAACUGCUGAUUUUAAUAAAAUUGCUCAGUGGCAGUGAAUCAUGCAUGAAACAAAUAAAAACGUUUCAAAGUGAACGCCCUAAAAGUCGUUUAGCUUGGAAAAAAGCCUUCUGAGGUUUCAAUUAAUUAAAAUUAAAAAAAAUUACAUAUGAACUAAAACGAACAUUAUUACUUUCAUCAUUAAAGAAGUAUACCUUUGGUCGAUGAGGGUUUUUUUACCUUAGUAAGUCUACAGGUUUAUACAACCUCAACCUGAUUUUGAUUUACAGAAUGUUUGUGGUUAUAUGAUUAUUCCUCGCGAAGCGAGCGGCCUAUAAAUUUGUCGCGCCGUGUAUUGCGUGGAUCGCACAGCGACGCAGAAACUCGAGUUGGCAAUAUUUCUAUACAUCUCUUAUGGUUUCCGUACCCAGUGUAACGUCUAGGUGCAUUUUCAACACGACUUCAAAAUAUGUGGUGCACUAUCACGUUUUAUUUAUGAACAGCUGAUGUCUUUAGUUAUUCAUUUAUUUUAUUCAUUUAGUUUAUUCAUCGUCUGUCAAACAAUGUUUACUCUCUGUGAAUCGCGAUCAAUUUCUCAGACAAUUGAAAGAGAACGGCAGGCACAAGAUCAACGUUUCAUUCAACAAGUGGCUGGGAAUCCUCGCUGGGGAAGAUUUACCAUCGAAACUGUACUGUAG
This is a messenger RNA of Porites evermanni, 1289 nucleotides long. Lineage: Eukaryota; Metazoa; Cnidaria; Anthozoa; Scleractinia; Poritidae. The record is from the annotation of a GenBank genome assembly.